This is a messenger RNA of Mizuhopecten yessoensis (Yesso scallop), 2530 nucleotides long. RefSeq lists its product as uncharacterized. The transcript is spliced from 10 exons. Lineage: Eukaryota; Metazoa; Mollusca; Bivalvia; Pectinida; Pectinidae. The record is from RefSeq and is a predicted model, not a curated record. Bases 225 to 2456 code for a protein of 743 amino acids.
ACUUCCUUGCCAUCUGUCAGAAUCAAUAUCUCGAUAUUACACAAAGUCCAAACCAAGGCGAUCUGCAUCUUUGUUUAUUAUGUUCUGUUAUAUCAAUUUUACAUGUGUUUUCUCAUACGUAAGGGGACCUGCGUGACCCAGAGUCGGACACCAGCCGAGCACAUGGCGCACCCGACCCAACAUAUGACGGUAGUAAUGGUGACAGGGGUGAGAGGCUUUGGCAAAUGUCUCUCAAAAAGUUAAAGUCAAACUUCAAAAGGGAAUUAAGUGUCUCCUACAUGUUCUUAGAAGAAAGUAUUUGUGAAAGAUAUUUAAUGAAGGUUGCUGAUCUCCUUCAUCACAACGAAACCUACAAAGCAGGCGAAGUUCUGGCAGUUUUAGCUGCUACCAUAGCUGGUGGAAAAGAAAAAGAAAACAGUGGCUACCAUUUCCGAAUCAAUCGGGUAAUGUUCGGAGACCUAGAUAUAUGGAUGGCCUCGUUCAUUCUUUCGUUCGAUGGUAAAGGGAGGGAACACCUAUUAGACGUUCUAAGAGGCAUACACAGCUCUAAAGUGUCUGGCUUCAAAAAAAAAGAAGAGUACGAGAACAUGCCUGACUUGACACCAGUACUUCGUUUUAUAAACCUACCUAGUGAUGAUGAUACAGCAAAAACACCUGAUAUCAGCGAAGGUGAACCGGGGGAAGCAAAUUUCCUUUUUCACAACAGUCUUCGUGCUGAGAAAUUCAAGACAGUUGGUUUACAUCGGUUGGAAGAAGGAAAUUUCACAUCUGAAAUAUGCGAGGAACCUUUUCCUGUAAUGCUGUUUCGGUUCCACAGUCUGGAUAGGUUCGGGCCUAUUUCCUGUGAUCGUACAAACUACGGAACCCUGCUUCUACGGAAAUGCAUACAGAUGAAAGAGCUAAUGGUUUCUGAUGUCAACGGUUCACGAUCGUACGUGGAAGUAGACACCGAAGCCGGUCCGUCACAGCCCAAAGUCAGGCGAGUGGACAGCACAUCUCAACACCGCAAAAACACAGCCGUCCUGUCAGUGAAUCAACAUGCAUUUGUGACUCUGUACCUUUUGGAGAAAAUGUACCCAAAUCCACCCCUCUACCAUUCGAAAAGUAUAUGCAUGGUGGUAGAAGCCAUGUUAUGUUUGGGGGAAAUUGUAAGGAAACUGGUAGUAUUCCCCAGUUGGUAUAUAGAUUGUCUGUUUGAUGAGAGAUGGGAAGUGUUUACAUCAGAAAUUGAAGAGAGUAUACGAAACAAAAGUUUCGUUGAACUGUACUCGACAGUUUUCUUAAAACAUUGGAAUGCCUCCGACACAUUCUACAAUGACCGCAACGGGAGUCUGUUGACUCUGCUGACUACAACGAAAGAUUUACCGAUAGGCUGGCGGGCACAGUUGUGUGGAAAUGUGGUGUGUUCUGCACUCAAGAUCCCAUCUACCAUGGACUUGUACUCAUCAGAGGCUGAUGUUGACGUCUAUAAAAUUGUACAAAUGGCAGCACUUGUGGCAAAGGUGUUUAUAAAAGACUGCAUCGCCGAAUGCUGUGACACUGUAACUAAGAUUUUGGAAGCCUGUCUCGUCUGUUCCAAUAAAGUGACAUAUCAACGAGUGUUCGAUGUAUUUUGGGAUUACAGAUCUGAUCUGAACUAUGCCAAACACAAUGAACUCAUGUUGCGUCUCCUUCUGAAGUAUCUGCGCUUGUCCAGUUCCAAUUUAUGUCCGGCAAAUGGAGAGAUCCUCGAUGGAAUAUUAACGUUUGCAGGAAAAAUUGGACUUCAAUUCGCAGUUGUUUCAUUUAAAAAUUGGGACAUCCUUUCAGAAACGUUUGAUAUGCAUCAUUUGUCAACCAUAUUCAACACAGCAUGCCUUGCGUUGAAGCCGCCACUACCCGAUGAUGUCAUUGACGCGUUGGUGUCAUAUCUCUGUGCAGCAUCCCACCACGAUCUCGAAUGCAUGGAUGUACUCAAAGCCAUUCCAGAAGGACCAAGACGAAAAAGAGCGCUGGAAUCCGUCUACGUCAACGCCGAUAACUACUCAUGCCAGGCUCUGUUUCAUGUAGCGAGAACAGCAGAGGAUAACAAUAGCGGUAUUCCCUUAUCUGACUGUAACAUUUUAAGUGAUUUGGGACAUCAACUACUGCAGAAGGCAUUUGGGAGAUAUUGUAAUCCGACAAAUGCUGAUAUCUUGCAGGGCCGUUGCCUGCUGAGUGGUCAUUGGGUAUUAGACGUCUUGAAUUGGUUCUUUUGUAGAAUCUCGGAGAUCGGGACUGAAGAGCGUGCCGCCGGGGAUCAGUUUCAAACCUUCAUGCACUCAAUAGGAAAUAUCUUCAAAUUUGAAACCCAGCUGUCGUUUCUUUCGCAUAUGCAAAACUCCUCAAGUUUACUGUCUGCCAUCAGGGAGGUCGUGUCAGAAGGAGGUGACAUCUAUAUAAAUCCCUUCUGGUAUAAUUGGUUCAGCACAACGUAAUUGACCAUGCACGUUCAUACAUUGCUUUUCUCAUUGGAACAGUUGGUGAAUAAUUAAAUCAACAGAUGACAGUA